This is a messenger RNA of Epinephelus lanceolatus (giant grouper), 2445 nucleotides long. RefSeq lists its product as uncharacterized. Gene Ontology annotation, molecular function: DNA-binding transcription factor activity, RNA polymerase II-specific; RNA polymerase II cis-regulatory region sequence-specific DNA binding. The record is from RefSeq and is a predicted model, not a curated record. NCBI's taxonomy places the organism in Eukaryota, Metazoa, Chordata, Actinopteri, Perciformes, Serranidae. Gene Ontology annotation, biological process: regulation of DNA-templated transcription.
UUUCGGAAGAAGAUCCCGACAAAGCGGCCCUAUUUCUUUUCAGCCAGAAAAAGUCGAAGAAUCCGAAAACCGACGAUGUACGCCAGGACUAAUACCGGCAGCACACACGGAGACUUUCAAGAUAGAAACGGAGUGAAUUAUGUGACAUCGACAGAGUCUUUCGGCCACUGCUCUCAAUUGUUCUGGAAAAAGGAUCCCAACGACUCCGGACCAAGUUCGACCAUCAGCUGGUGUGAUCAGCUCCCUUCGUCCUCAGCAGCACUCUCUAGUUCCAGUCUCUCCUCAGCGUCACUCUCCAGCUCCAGUCUCUCCAUGGAGUCCCGAGCGCCAGCACCUACACAAGCACCAGCGACAACAGCGUCAGAUGACAUGGAAUCAGAUGAGAGGCCAUAUGUCUGUGACCUGUGCACCUGCGCCUACAAGCAUGCGAGCUCCCUGCUCAACCACAAGCUCACCCACAAGACUGGAGACUUCAGGUGCGACUUUUGCAGCAAGCCCUACACCAACUACAUGUCCCUGCGCAACCAUAUGCGAAUCCACGGUCAGAAGCGCUACAUGUGCGACCUGUGCGGGAAGGCCUUCCGUCUGGCCCGGUACCUCCGUAAUCACCAGAGGAUCCACGAUGACGGGCCCAACCGCUUCGACUGUCCCUCCUGCUGCAAGAGCUACAGGACCAUGCUGGAGCUGGCCCAGCACCGCUGUACUGCUGCUGCAUCCAACCAGAACCGGUUCAACUGCCCGUCCUGCUUUAAGAGCUACAGAACCAUGCUGGACCUGGCCCAGCACCGCUGCAGCGCCGCGGCCAAAAACCAGUCUGGUGGUCGUCGUUCCAAUUUUGCCGCCACUCCUCGCCGUCAGCAGCAGCAACAGCAACAGCAACAGCAGAACAGUGCCAACUCCAUGAUGCAACCGCAGCAUGGAGGACACGGCCAGCAAGAACCUCUGCCCUCCCACUGCGUCUCCCCCAUGUCCCAGGGAGGGCAGGGUGGCGUGACCAGCCAGUCUGUGCCUGACCCCCACCAGCAGGGCCGUCCCAGCUCAGUGUCCUCCCAGAGCAGCCAGCAGAGCAUGAGGAGCUCAUCCUCCAACAAACACAUCUCCUCCUCCAGUGCCACCCCGUCCUCCUCCUACUCCCUGCUCCAGCCCCUGGUGCCUGAGGUAAAGGAGUUGAGCUCGGGAUACACUAGGCUGAGCGCCAACCCCAUGCCAAAGCACCAGGACACUUUCUCCCUGGCCCCCCAGCGGCCCCUCACCACCAUCAACCCCAUCGGCCACUCUCUCCAUCCGAAUGGAGCACCCACGCUCAAGCCUUCCCCAGUGCCACGCACCAUCCAGGCCAUGCCCUGGGAGCAGCGCUCUCUCUACAAUCAAUGAGACCCCUGGGAACCAGCCGCCCCCCCUUCACGUCACGUCCAGCACCACCCCCACACACCCUCCUCAUCUCCCCACCCCUUUCGGACCCAGCAUCAAGGAGGGAGGACUUUGGACGCCCCUCCAACCUCUUACCCUCCUCUGGAACGUUGUGUUUGGGAACAGGGAUGGGCACCAUUGAGAACUAGCUGAGAUUGAUAACUGAGUAGUUAGUUUUAAAAAAAAUGUGUUGCCUUGACCCUCAUGUAUGAUGUAUGCCAUGUACUGGAUAUAAGUUAAAAUGUCUGCCCCCUGAUCUGUCCUCUCACCAAGAAUUUAUCUGCCCAUCCUCCUCUUCCACUCUAAUUAUGAAAAUAUCUAUCCUUCCCAUUAUAAAUAGUGUGUCUCUCUCUGCCCCGCCCUUUAUCUAUAUGUUGAAUGAAACAGAAGGCUGUUUUUAUCAAGAGUAUGUUCCAGACUUUGAACAACGAGGGAUGCCAGGAAGCUGCAUUGUCAAAGUAAAUGUGACAGAAUUCACCCUUCAGUCUGAUAUGUUCUUGAACAUAAGGCCCAACUUUUUAGUGAAAUGAGGCCUCUGAAAGGAGAAGGGGAUACUUUCUUUUUCUUCUUCUUCGUCGUCUUUUUUUUUUUUUUUUUUUUUUUUUUUUUUAAAACGUACCCCUUCAACGUGCUCCAGAAUGAAGUUUGUGUAUAGUGUGUGUUAGGAGGUGUCAUGACUAUUUCUGAAAGCCGUUUUUCAUUGUCCCUGAUGUCACAGUACCCACACCUCUCAACUCCAAGCAUCAUCAGCAAGGAACACAACGUAUGCAGCCCAGCUGACUGUUGUUCUGCACAACAUGUUGACAUGUACCCGCCAGUUUGGCUUCUCUGUGUUGAGAAGACGGGAACCCUGCUGUUGGUAAGGACCUCAAUGUUACCAGCAGCCACCACCACAGACAUUGACAGUUUGGAGUGGUUACCUUCUUUAACACACAACUGAAAGCUCACUUUUUUUCUAAACUUGCAUCUGACUGGUGGCUUGUUGUUACUGUAGUUUCAAUAAUCUCUUGGCUGGGAAUCAAAUCUAUAAGAUAA